ACAUGUAUAUGAAUGCAACGCACUCACAACCCUAUCAACUGAAUAUUGUUCACCAUCUCUUCAAUCAAUUGUUGCUUAUAAUUGCCCUAAUCUCCAAGAAUUCUCAGUCCCAAUGAUUGGUGAUCAUUCCGGAAUUCAUCUGCAUCUGAGGUCAACUGCUUUGAAGAAACUACCAUCAUCAAUAUUUCAUCUUAAGGAUCUUCAACACUUCUCCUUUCCAAUUAGUGAGAGCCUUAUGGAUCUUCCUACAAACUUUGCCUUUCAAAUCUCGCUUUCUGACCCUCUUGAACAUAAAUAUGACACUGCAAUCACCUUACAUAAAGUACUACCUAGCCCUGUCUUUCAAUCUGUAGUACGUGUAGUGUUUGAUAAUUGUUGUAGCUUAACUGAAAUCCCAGAAAGCUUCUCUUUGCUAUCAUCAUUAGCGCACUUAAACCUAUAUCGUUGCAUUAAUGUCAGAACCUUGCCCCAAAGCCUUAAGUGCCUUCCACGCCUUGAAGUUCUUAACAUUUUUCAAUCUGAUAUGCUGGAACUCUUGCCAAUGCUUCCACCUUCCUUGAAACGCCUUAGGGUCUGGAAUUGCAAGCUUCUGAAGACAGUGUUGAGUACAAUAAGCGAACCUACCAGGAAAGAUGAGGCUACAUUUUUGUUCCUGAACUGCAAUAAUUUAGAUGAAGACUCGUAUGGUAUCAUUUUGAAAGAUGUUAUUGUAAGGACAGAACUUGUGAUAACACCAUCAUCAUCAGGAACAGAAUUUGAAAACCAAGAAGAAGAAAGAUUCUUUGAUUGUUAUACAUAUUUUGGUGAGAUUUGUUAUUUGUUGCCAGUUAGGGGCAGUAACAUUCAUGACUUGUUUGAUGUCCACUCUACUGAAGAAGCUACUUAUAAGUUGAGUGUUGAAGUGCCUCGAGAUUCCAACUUAGUUGGUUUCCUUUUGUUCAUUGUUGUUUCUGAAGAACAAUGGAGUUGCAUAGAAGAACACACAUGGUACAAUGUUGGUGACCUCCUAGGCUUUGGGUGUGAAUGUUCCUUGGAAACAAGUUGGGGUGAAAAGGUUCAUACAGAAAGCUUCUCCUUGUUACAAUGGCACUGGGAUCAAUUCUACCAUCAUCUCAAUAUUACUUCAGAUCAUGCGUUAUUAUGGUAUGACGAGAAACGCUGUAAGAAGAUAAUGGAAGCAAUUAGAGGGAGAAAAGGAAAAGACAUGAAUGAUGAGAAAGGAUCCACGUCCACUUGCAACAAUGCAAAUCUUACACUUGAAUUCUUUGCUGGGGUGGUGAAUAAAUUGGAUGCAGUGAUACAAGAGUGUGGCAUUCGCUGGAUAUAUCAAAAUGUGGAGGAAGAAGAAGGACCAAGAGGGCGCAAAUCCAAGAGAAGCAGCGAAGAAUCUUAUGAGGAAGAAGGUUCUGAAUCUAAUGAUGAUGAGCAAGAAGAAUCAUCAAUUCCUCCAACAAAGAAGUUUAAGCAAAGUUUGCUAGAACCUCCCUUGAUACUUGACGGAGAAGAAGUAGUAGAGGACUGGAAAAACUUGAAGAAAUCUUGCACAUUGGAUUUGAUAUAUGGAGAUUCAUGUGAUGAGGAAAAGGAACGACAUGUAGCUAGCUCCUCCGGGAACCGCCACACCCCUUUCCCUUUUCUUCCAAAAUCAAACUCACCAACACAACACAUAGCAGCAGCAAAAAUCAACAGAAAAAAAGAAAAGAGAGGUGAGGGUGCGAAUCAGAAGAGAGGAGAAGGGGGGAGAGUGCGCCGGCAAGUCACUGCCGCUCGUCGCGCCGCCGUCGUCACCGAUGAUGGAGGAACGAGGAGAGUGUGUCGCAGACAUGGGGAGCUCGCGCGAGUGAGGAGCGUUGCCACCGCCGUCACGCUGUGCGCUGCCAAUUUCGUUGCACCUCGUCGUCACCAUCGCCGUCGGACCGCCGUGGAGUCGUUGCCGUCGCACCGGCGUUGCGAGCUGCUAUCGAGCCACAAGCAGGACCCGAUGCGAAGAGAGAGAGACAGAACAACGCGAGGAGAGAGAGAAGGCGUUGCGGGGUGGUUUCUACCGCCGCUGCUCUCUCCGCCAUCGCCGUCUGUGGAGCUCGCCGCCGUCGGAGUCACAAGCUGA
Messenger RNA from Arachis ipaensis, 2107 nucleotides. NCBI's taxonomy places the organism in Eukaryota, Viridiplantae, Streptophyta, Magnoliopsida, Fabales, Fabaceae. The record is from RefSeq and is a predicted model, not a curated record.